Echinostoma caproni is the source of this 2244-nucleotide messenger RNA. NCBI's taxonomy places the organism in Eukaryota, Metazoa, Platyhelminthes, Trematoda, Plagiorchiida, Echinostomatidae. The record is from the annotation of a GenBank genome assembly.
CCACCACAGGGUAUAUUUGUCUCCAUGGAUCCGAUGGGCUCUGUGGCCGAAUCCGUAUCGAAAGUGUUCACUUGUCAGCUGAACGACAGUGGCAGUAAUCCGCCAAGUGAACUGACUUGGACACAACUGGAUUCCGCGGGAGCUUUACUACCCCUGGGGGAUGAAGUUCACGUGCAACCGACGGAACAACUGGUCGGCGACUUUGGUGCCCUGAUCGCUCGAUCCGUACUAACUGUAGUCGCACGUCGAGCGAUCAACGGAAGACGUUUCGAGUGUACCGCAGUCUAUCGGAAUAAGAAAACUAUGCUACGCGCCGAAGAGAUUUUGGAAGUGAAAUUUGCCCCAAACAAUGUCGGUCUGACGGCUCUACCCAUGGACGGAGUUCGUGAGUCGCAGAGGUUAGAUUUGACAUGUGCAACAAGUUCGUGUCAUCCACCAGCGGUAAUCCGUUGGUUUGAAGUGCCCAAUCACGGCUUAUUGGAAGAUGAAGAGGGCAGUUGGACAAUAGGUGCCGAUCCUUCAAAGCCGAACGAACUGAGCGAUCUGGCCCAAAUGGACACGUCCGGUAUAGGUGGAAUACCGCUCAUUAGUGUCAAUUUGUGGUCUCGUGGAGCAUUGAUGUCUACAGCCGCCCUGUAUCGGCCACGUUACACUAUAAUAUCUAAUCCCACCAUGGUACAACUGAUUAGUCACCCGACUGAGCCCCUGGUUGGUCAGACCGUGUUGCUCUCGUGUCAGACAUCCGGUGGGAAUCCACAGACCGGUUUUACCUACUCCUGGUUCGCGGCUGACCGAUUUCAACUGGCUGGUGUCCUGUCCGUGGCGGACACAAACCGGACAGAGGAUGGGUCUCAGGCAAAUUCAGCAAUGAAUCCAAUCGAUCAGUCGGGCAGUGGUGACAAGCAUUUGACAAAACAGAAAAAUGGAGCCCCAUCACUGAAAAGUAUGCUUCGUCUCACUUCCCAUCAAGAGCCGCAUUUGAAUCUGACAAAUGUCAAACUGACUCAGCGGGGCUGGUAUGCUUGUCAAGUGGCCAGUGCUGGUGGAGCGUCACAUUCGACCGGUAACGUCCGCGUGUAUCUGAAUGUUUAUGCUGGUCCCGAGGUUAUCAUCCGGGAAAACUCAAACGACUCACAUGACAAAAUUCCUUUGCCAGGGGUCGACCAACCACGGAUAGAUAGACGCACACGGUCACGUGUCCAAGCUCAUACGGGUGAAUCGGUGGCAUUCAGGCUAUUCAUCGAUGCCAAUCCACCAUGGGCUGAUGCUAUUUGGUUUCAGCUGAACAAUGAUGAGCAGUCCAUUCAUCCUUCACCGCCCACCUCGCUAUCAGAUUCACACGGAACAGACACUUUCUUUAUGGGCUAUCAUCCGUACUUGGGAUACGAUGAGUUUUACGACUAUGACAUGGGACGAAAGCGACGACGUCGAAUGACGAACAGUUUGAGUGGAAAAACCCGUGUCCAGGUUGGCGGUGGCAAGUCGGAUCGGUUGAACAUUGUCGCCCAGAAGGGUACCGGCGAGCAGGGAAAUUUAACGUUCAUACUGAACUUUUUGGAAGUGAAACCGGAGGAUUUUGGGGAAUACAUUUGUCAGUUACGGCACAAGUUGGGUGUACAGGAGUUCCCAUUUCAACUUGUCCGCAAAUCUGAAUCUGAUGGUAUUCUCCCAAGUUCCGUGGCUGUAGUUCAACGAGGCCCCAUAACCGUGGUUCGAUUUCGUCCACCGGGCAAUCCACGAUUUACCAGACUGGUCCUGCGCGUUUGCCGCCGUGGUGCAUAUCCUGCACCAACAGAACGUGGUGAAAAGCAGACAAUCGGUAGAGCAAUGAGCUCAAGCAUAUCCUCUUCCUAUCGCCUGUAUGAUCUUCGAAGACAUAAACGAUCCAAUGGAGAGGAAAUCGAUGUCCCGGAGAAUGAAACAAACUCGGAUGUAAAUUCUCCUCAUUCAACUCAGGUAUCUGAUAGCCCAAUUAAAACAGGAGAUAAUUCCGUAACUGGAGGAACCAAGGACUGUGAGGACUAUUUGGUCGCCAAACCCCAUUCGGGAGAAACGGAAGUGCAUUUAUCCGACGCGGUGCAACUCUAUAAUUUUCGAUUGAUUCUGUAUCAAGGAACACGUGUUGUACAGGAGACACCGCCGGUAGUUUGGCAACCGGGUAAGCGGAGAACGACAUGCCAUUUCAUAGGCGUGGACAACCCUAGAUUUUUCGGCAAAGAUUAUAGUAUUGAUGUAAUUGAGUGA